AGACUGAACGUCGUGAGAUCGGCUUCUUGUAGCCAUCGUGCAAUUUGGCCUCGCCUGCGCAUCUGUUGCGCAGGCAACCGCGCGCUUGCCGCGCUGCCUCAAAAAUUCUGAAAGCCAGGCGAGCCUUCGGCCAGGUGGCCAGGCGGCUCAGCAUGUCGUACACCUGCACGCCGCUCCUGGGUCACUUCGGGGCCGAGGUCCGGGACAUCUCGCUGGAUGGGGAGGAGCCAUUGCCCGCAGAGCUGGUCACCAGGAUCAAGGAGGACAUGAAGAAGCACCGGGUGCUGGUCUUCAAGGGCCAAGGCCGCCUGAGUGGCGCACGCCAGGUGCAAAUCUCGCGGCAGCUGGGGACUGUGGAAAGUACCUUCUACAAGCACCCUAAGAGCCCGCACCCGGACAUCUUCAGAGUUUCCAACGACGAAUACGAAGGCUGCGUCGGUGUGGGGCGCACGGGCUGGCAUGUGGACGGCACCUUUCAGGAGAUGCCUUUCAAGUACCAGACCAUGCACUUCCACAGCGUCUGCGAAGGUGGGGAGACUUGGUUCGUCCCCUUGAAGGAGUUCUAUGAAAUGCAGGACGCGGAGACCAAAGCCCGCUGGGAGAGAUACUGGAUGCUCCCGCGCCGGGACCUUGCACAUCCACUGGUGUACAAGCACCCCGUGCGCCAGGACACCACCCUGCUCUUCCAUUGCGGCCCGCCCUUCGUAGAGGGCUGGAUCGUGGACUCUGACGCAGAGAACACCCGAGAGAGGCAGCCAGAGAGGAUGCUCCGCGCGAAGGUGGUGCAGGACGAGCUGACGGAGAAGCUGGAUCAGGCGGUAGAGAAGAUCGGGAUCAAGAUGAAGUGGGAGGAGGGGGACUUUGCGAUCAACGACAAUGUGGGGAACUGUCACUAUGCUGCUCCGGGCACGCAGAAUCCCAAGGGUCGAGCUGGUCUGAGGAUCUUACAUCGAACCACCAUCGCCGGUGAGGACGUGCCCACGAAAUUCGACGGUCGGAGCUCCUUUCCCAUGGGCUGAGCGGACAAA
This is a messenger RNA of Effrenium voratum, 1028 nucleotides long. The record is from the annotation of a GenBank genome assembly. Lineage: Eukaryota; Dinophyceae; Suessiales; Symbiodiniaceae.